Molecule: messenger RNA, 1371 nt
Organism: Neodiprion fabricii
Lineage: Eukaryota; Metazoa; Arthropoda; Insecta; Hymenoptera; Diprionidae
Product: trypsin-like
Exons: 6
Coding region: 197-1246 (349 amino acids)
Biological process (GO): proteolysis
Molecular function (GO): serine-type endopeptidase activity
Source: RefSeq, a predicted model, not a curated record
CCGAGGGCAUCAUCGCGGCCAUGUAAUCACGCCGCUUUUCCACGAUUAAUCCUCUUCGUCGAUCCCGGGAUUUCCCCAGCUCUCGCUGCGCACCGUUAUUUGUGCAGUAUAAGGUGUAUCGCAUGAUAUUGAGAAGAAAUUCGAACACGGAAUCCGCCGCAACGAAACCCGUACAACGAAUUCGCGGAUAUAAUUCAUGGUGCAGAUUCACGCGACGUAUUCUGAGCUGGUUUCACUUUACCGUGGAAAGGCGAGUAGCGAAACUAUUACACGGUCGCGGUUCAUCAAUGUUGAAAAGCUCCGUGGUAAUAAAACCUGCGGGACACGGCUUGAUGUCAACUUAUAUCUACAGGCACCAGGGUUAAGGGACCAUCCUGCGGCAGGAUGUACGGAGAACAAGGAAUUCCAGCUGCUGAUCGUCCUGCAGUUUGCGUCAACGGGUUUUGGAAGCAGUCGUAUAGCUGCGGGCGAAUCGACGACCCUCGGGGAAUUCUCCUUCAUUCUAUCUCUGGGACUGACCUCCUGGGCAAACGUUUACCAUUUGCACUACUGCGCCGGAUUCGUUGUCACUGAAAGCUGGGUUAUCACUGCUGCCCAUUGUGUCGAGGACGCCGUUCAAGAUGUGGGACGCUACUAUUGGCUGGCUGGGACAAACAAUUUGCGCCAAGGAGGCACCCAGUACUUCAUCGGUCAGAUCGUUAUUCAUCCCGAUUAUGCCCCGGAUGAUUCUCUGAUACACGACGUCGCCUUGGUCAAGGUGAGAAAUCCGUUUGAAUUUUCAAAUACAAUUCAGCCAAUCGGGCUAGCGAGGUCAAGUGCUGAGUCUACAUCAGGAACUCGCGGUGUUGUCGUCGGAUGGGGUGAAGUUUCGCAGACGGUGAUACAACCCGAUGUUUUGCGAAGCGCCGAGGUUACGAUCAUCGACGGAGAUCUCUGCCGCGAAAUAUACGCACCUUGGCACCUGACCAUUCACGAGGAAUAUCAAUUCUGCGCUUUAUCUACCAACGACGAAGCGAAAACAGAGGCGAGGACCGAUUCUCAAAUGAAACUUGAUCGUAGGGCAUGCCGCGGAGACGAAGGAGGGCCCUUCUUUUAUAGGGACCUUCAACCUUCGUUCGCCGUGGACACUGCCAUGGGAUUCGUGUCGUGGACCUAUGGCUGCACGCCCUCAGGCUAUCCGGCUGUAUACGUAAAAAUAUCCCCCUACUUGGAAUGGAUACGUGAAAUUACGGCCUCGUGGAUAUAAUGUAUAAGUUUUGUUAUUUGUGUUGAUAUAAUGUAUAAGCAUUGUUUAUUUAUGAUGUUAAACCAUGUGAUUAAAUUGUUUUUCAUCACAUUACGCGAUCGAUCCUUAGCGUUUGAUGAUUAUCA